AUGGCGAACGUUGCUAUUCCUACUUCGUUGUACUCGCAUGCUUCUGGUAUUAAGACUCUCAGUGGGUCAAAUUUCUCCGAAUGUGAGGAAGCAGUUAGCCUAAUUGAAGCCUGGACCAAGUCCAAUAGGCUUAGUCUUAUGCUUAUUAGAAUGAAUGUUGCUAAUAAUAUUAAGACUUCUCUUUCUGAGGUUGACAAUGCUAUGGAACUGUUAACGGCUAUUAAAGAACGCUUUAAAUCAGCGGACAAGUCGUUAGCAGGGACACUCAUGGCUGAAUUGACUACCAUGAAAUAUGGUGGUGAUAAGGGAAUUCAGGAACACAUCCUGAAUAUGACUGAUAAGGCUGCCAAACUUGGAGCUUUUGGCAUGAAAGUGGAAGAGUCCUUCCUUGUACAAUUUAUCCUUAACUCACUUCCAUCAAAGUUCGGCCCAUUUAAAAUCCACUAUAAUACUCAAAAAGAUAAGUGGAAUUUGAAUGAGCUUUAA
Erythranthe guttata (spotted monkey flower) is the source of this 486-nucleotide messenger RNA. Lineage: Eukaryota; Viridiplantae; Streptophyta; Magnoliopsida; Lamiales; Phrymaceae. The record is from RefSeq and is a predicted model, not a curated record.